Messenger RNA from Heteronotia binoei (common prickly gecko), 1035 nucleotides. RefSeq names its product coatomer subunit gamma-2-like. The transcript is spliced from 9 exons. The record is from RefSeq and is a predicted model, not a curated record. Gene Ontology annotation, biological process: intracellular protein transport; protein secretion; intra-Golgi vesicle-mediated transport. Gene Ontology annotation, cellular component: endoplasmic reticulum; COPI vesicle coat; Golgi membrane. Bases 1 to 1035 code for a protein of 344 amino acids. Lineage: Eukaryota; Metazoa; Chordata; Lepidosauria; Squamata; Gekkonidae.
AUGUUAAUGGAGCGUUGUUCUCUUCAGGGUGAACAUUUCGGAACUACUGAAGCCACAGAAGCCUUCUUUGCAAUGACCAGGCUAUUUCAAUCCAACGAUCAAACCCUAAGGAGAAUGUGUUACCUGACUAUCAAAGAGAUGGCCAACAUUUCGGAGGAUGUUAUCAUUGUCACCAGCAGCUUGACUAAAGACAUGACGGGGAAGGAAGACGUCUACCGAGGCCCAGCCAUUAGAGCCCUCUGCAGGAUCACAGAUGGCACGAUGCUGCAGGCCAUCGAGAGGUACAUGAAGCAAGCCAUUGUCGACAAAGUCCCCAGUGUGUCCAGUUCGGCGCUGGUGUCUUCUUUGCACCUGAUGAAGAUCAACUACGACGUGGUCAAGCGGUGGAUCAACGAAGCCCAAGAAGCUGCCUCCAGCGACAACGUCAUGGUGCAGUAUCACGCCCUGGGGCUGCUGUAUCACCUCAGGAAGAACGACCGGCUGGCCGUUUCCAAGAUGCUGAACAAAUUCACGAAAUCGGGCCUCAAGUCCCAGUUUGCCUACUGCAUGCUGAUUCGGAUCGCCAGCCGGCUCCUGAAAGAGUCCGAAGAGGGGCACGACAACCCGCUGUUCGAUUUCAUCGAAAGCUGCCUCCGGAACAAACACGAGAUGGUGAUUUACGAGGCGGCGUCUGCGAUCAUCCAUCUCCCGAACUGCACGGCCAGGGAACUGGCGCCGGCCGUCUCUGUGCUCCAGCUCUUCUGCAGUUCCCCCAAGCCCGUGUUGAGGUACGCAGCGGUGCGGACUCUGAACAAGGUGGCCAUGAAGCACCCCUCUGCCGUGACAGCCUGCAACCUGGACCUGGAGAACUUGAUCACUGACUCGAACCGCAGCAUAGCGACCCUGGCCAUCACCACUCUCCUGAAGACGGGCAGCGAGAGCAGCGUGGACCGGCUGAUGAAGCAGAUCUCCUCCUUCGUGUCCGAGAUAUCAGAUGAGUUCAAGGUCAGCCGAUGCAGCUUCUCAGGGUUUUCUCCCUUUUGUACCGUCGGGUAA